Molecule: messenger RNA, 1279 nt
Organism: Phymastichus coffea
Lineage: Eukaryota; Metazoa; Arthropoda; Insecta; Hymenoptera; Eulophidae
Gene: wds
Product: protein will die slowly
Exons: 8
Coding region: 110-1075 (321 amino acids)
Cellular component (GO): Set1C/COMPASS complex
Molecular function (GO): histone binding
Source: RefSeq, a predicted model, not a curated record
ACACCCUUAGCUUGCGAUCCCCUUUUUUCAUAAUUUUCUUUAUUAUAAUACAAUAUAGAAAUAGACAAUUAUUGUUUUUUUUUUAAUUUCAUUAAUUAAAAUAUUUAUCAUGUUAUCGUCUCCUAAUACCUCACUAUCUACCAGCAAAAGUAAUUCAGCAGUGAAACCUAAUUACAGCUUAAAAUACACUUUAGCAGGUCAUACCAAAGCUGUUUCUUCUGUUAAAUUUAGCCCAAAUGGAGAGUGGUUGGCUAGCUCUUCUGCUGAUAAAGUGAUUAAAAUCUGGGGAUCUUAUGAUGGCAAAUUUGAAAAAACUAUUGCUGGUCAUAAACUUGGAAUAUCAGAUGUUGCUUGGUCGAGUGACAGUAGACUUUUAGUAUCUGCAUCAGAUGAUAAAACAUUAAAAAUUUUGGAAUUAAGUUCGGGUAAAUGUUUAAAGACAUUAAAAGGUCACAGUAAUUAUGUUUUUUGCUGUAAUUUUAAUCCUCAAUCCAACCUCAUUGUAUCUGGAUCGUUUGAUGAAAGUGUUAAAAUAUGGGAUGUAAGAACAGGUAAAUGUUUGAAAACGCUUCCUGCUCAUUCAGAUCCUGUUAGCGCUGUUCAUUUCAAUAGGGACGGAUCUUUGAUUGUGUCCAGUAGUUAUGAUGGAUUAUGUCGAAUUUGGGACACAGCAUCUGGACAGUGUUUGAAAACUUUGAUUGAUGAUGAUAAUCCUCCUGUAUCGUUUGUUAAAUUUUCACCAAAUGGCAAAUAUAUCUUAGCAGCUACUCUAGAUAAUACAUUGAAGUUAUGGGACUACAGCAAAGGAAAAUGUUUAAAAACGUACACAGGCCAUAGAAAUGAAAAAUAUUGUAUUUUUGCGAAUUUUUCAGUGACUGGAGGAAAAUGGAUUGUAUCUGGCUCAGAAGAUAAUAUGGUGUAUAUUUGGAAUUUACAAACUAAAGAAAUAGUUCAAAAAUUACAAGGACAUACAGAUGUUGUAUUAUGCACCACGUGUCAUCCUACAGAUAAUAUAAUAGCAUCUGCUGCAUUAGAAAAUGAUAAAACAAUAAAACUGUGGAAAAGUGAUACGUAGGUGAUUUCUAGAGAAAUUGGAAAGAUCAACGUACAUGUACAUCAUACAACAUUAGUUGCUUUUUAUACAUUUUUCUUUAUAUUUUUUAUAAAAAGUAAUAUAAUUUUUGUAGUAUACUAUAAUAUAAUGAGAAUUUUUUAACGUAUAAUAUUUCGAACUUGUUUCAAAUAAAAAAAGCGAAUAGAAUACUUAAUAUGUAAUAAA